CAGGAUCCUCGCAUUUAAACAGAUCUAGGCAACCGCUAGACGCGGGUUUUUUGACAGUGACAAUAUAUUGAAAUGUGCUUGAACGAUUUAUAACAGUCCAUCAAGUUCGGAUGAAACAGGACUAAGAUUCCCAUUUUCAUACAAGGCAGGAAACUAACUACCACACUCGUUACAAUGACCCGGGCGAAUAUAGAACUGGGCAAUGUUACCCCACACAACAUUAAACAACUGAAAAAGCUCAACAGUGUAGUGUUCCCAGUGUCUUAUAACGAUAAGUUUUACAAGGACGUUUUGGAGGCUGGCGAAUUAGCAAAAUUGGCCUACUACAAUGAUAUUGUGGUUGGGGCAGUUUGCUGUAGGAUUGACACCAAUGAGAAGUCCAGAAAACUCUAUAUCAUGACCCUUGGAUGUCUAUAUCCUUACAGGAGACUGGGAAUCGGCACUCUGAUGGUACAGCAUAUUUUAAAUUAUGUCGAAAAUGAUGGGGACUUUGAUAACAUAUUCCUACAUGUUCAAGUGAAUAAUGAAGGCGCCAUUGAUUUCUACAAAAAAUUCGGCUUUGAAAUAGUUGAGACCAAGGAGCACUACUACAAAAGAAUCGAACCAGCAGAUGCUCAUGUGCUUCAAAAGACAAUAAGAAAGACCGGACGAAUGAAUGGUAGUUUAGAGUAGAUCUGUUGGUUAGAAUGAAGCACUGGUGUGAUUAUAUUUCGUCAGGACAUGCUUCCGUUUUUUAUCAUUGACAACAAAUUGUUCUGUAGUCUCAAACCAUCAAACAGAACUCCUUAGCUUCAUUUGUACAUACAUUUCUUCAGUCGUUUUUCCAGUGGUCAAGUACGAUUUUUUUUAUUGUUGAAACGAUCAAAUUCAUAAUCGUUAAUUUAUUGCGUACUGUUAACAAACCUAUUUAGAUAUGUAUUUUUCACGAUAUACUGGAGUUUCUCAAUUCAUGUACUUUCAAAGAGCAAGCUGAUGAUGCAAUAUUGAUUCAUACGUUUUUCAGUAUAUUUCAGUUCGUUAUAUUCAUCUUAGGGUGAGAUAGGUUUUUUAUUGAUCAAGCAUUGCGAAAUAAAAUGAAAAUUCCCCAA
Dendroctonus ponderosae (mountain pine beetle) is the source of this 1088-nucleotide messenger RNA. Its product is annotated as probable N-acetyltransferase san. Gene Ontology annotation, cellular component: NatA complex. Gene Ontology annotation, molecular function: acyltransferase activity, transferring groups other than amino-acyl groups. Gene Ontology annotation, biological process: mitotic sister chromatid cohesion. The record is from RefSeq and is a predicted model, not a curated record. The transcript is spliced from 3 exons. Lineage: Eukaryota; Metazoa; Arthropoda; Insecta; Coleoptera; Curculionidae. Bases 175 to 672 code for a protein of 165 amino acids.